Molecule: messenger RNA, 801 nt
Organism: Didymodactylos carnosus
Lineage: Eukaryota; Metazoa; Rotifera; Eurotatoria; Philodinida; Philodinidae
Source: the annotation of a GenBank genome assembly
AUGCGUAUUACACCUUUUGUUCGAAAAUUAACGGAUUAUGAUCAAAAGAACGAAAACUUGUUAUAUUUUCAAGUAUGGUAUGAUGCUCUUAGUGAAAUAAAAGAUGAUCAAUCAGUAGAACAUAUUGUUUUGUUGUUAAUCAAAUUCGAUCUAACACAAACUAAUUUUCAAAACAACAUAACCGAUUUAAUUAGUAAAUAUCGUACUCAAAAAGAUGAACAAGUUUUAUCUGAAUUUGAAAGACGUUUUGAAUUACAAAAGAUCAAACAGUUUAAUCCAUAUUCUAUCUUAAUAGAAUCAUUCAAAUCAAUGGAAAAUGUAUUUAAAAAUAUGUCUCAAACGAAAUUUAAUUUAAACCAAACCGAACGAUUUUACAGAGGAAUUCAUUAUAGUUUCGAGAUCGACAUCAAUCAAAUAAAUGAAAAUAUUGAAAAGAUGAAGGUUAUUAAUGAUGAUUUAAAUGAUUUCGAAUUGAAUAAAAUUUUCGUUGAUUUUAUUAAACAAAUCGAAAUAAUAACCAUAGAAAAGUUUUUAGAUAAAAUGGAUAAAAAAAUGAGGAAUAAUUUAUUGAAAAAUUUAAAAUUAGUUUUGAAUUAUUUAAAUAAUCGAAAUGAAGAAAUGAUGUUUUUUGGUUUGGAUAAAGAUUUCUUAGUUCAAUUAUCAAAUCUAAGAAAAGCAUUAGGCAAUUUUAAUAAUAGUUUCUUACUCAAUAUGGAAAAUGGAUUAAAAAAUAUAGAAAAAAAACGAUUUUUACAAGAUAUUAAUACAAGUAUCGUUCAUCUUCGAUUCACUGACCCUUGA